GUCAUGAGUCCUGCAUCUCUCCUCAAAAAGAAGUAGCUUCGUCAGAUAUCAAACUGUCUGGCAUUGAGCCUCAGUUCACAGAACCUCCUCAAAGGCAGCUGAAGAUACAGAAGCGCAAAGUACCUUUUCCUUCAAAGAUCCCUUCAUCUGCUGUUGAGAUGCCGGGAUCUGCAGAUGUAUCUGGAUUGACUGUUCAGUUUGGAGAGCACUUGAUUUUGGUUCAGAAUGCUGGAAGUGGAAGCAGUAGACGUAGGUGAAAAGGUGUCAACCAAAAGAACAAGUCUUGGCUCAAGUCAUCCUGCCCUAUUCCUACACAGCAGCCGCAGAGCAGCUUAUUCUCCAGUCAGGGAAUGUGAGGUGUGGUGCACUGAACAGAUGACCAGCUUGCCCAGCCUUCCCUCUGUUGCAUUAACCAGUACGACGCCCCCCCCUUCCAUUGGUCUGCCCAGUGCAGUGCUUCAGUCCUCCUCUUCUACAGUUGCUCCAACAACUAUUCGUGUAGAGGGCAAUGGGCCGAGGUCCCUCGCACCACAUUUGGGUUUCUCACAGAGCAAAGAUGUCCCUCCAGCUGCUGGACCUCCCACAAAUAGCUACAGUACCACGAAGAUACAGAGCACACAGGCGUCCACACCAUUACCAGUGUCAAGAGCAGUUAAGACAGAUGCUCCUGUUUUAAUAAGUGACAGUGCGCCCACCCAUCAUAUACCUUCUUCUGCCGUCACAUCUUCCCAUUCGACACCCAUCUCGUCUCUCAGCAGUCAAGUGACCAGUAUCCACUCCUCUGCAGCUGCAAUCACCACAAGCUCCUCCCUGAUGAUAACCAAUGAUGACAGCAGCAGCAAACUCCCCACCUUUUCAUCAUCCAGCCAAGUUGUUAAUCCCAGUUCCUCAGCUCCGCUGCCUGUCACCAGCUCUAAUGCAAAUGGUCUGCACACAACUGGCGCACCAGGUCUAACUCCAAAUUGUGCAAGCACCACCAACACUACAUUGUCAGCUGCAGGCAGCCGCACAGCACCCCUACUCACCACCACCUCUGGUAAAGCUCCACCCAACUUGGCCCAAGGAGUACCACCCCUUUUGGCCAACCAGUACAUCAUGGGCCCUGGUGGCUUGCUCCCUGCUUACCCGCAGAUCUAUGGAUACGAAGACCUGCAAAUGCUGCAAUCACGCCUUCCAAUUGACUAUUAUGGUGUGACAUUCCCUGCUACUACAGCUGCCAUACCAGGCAGAGAUGGCCUGGCCAACAAUCCAUAUUCUGGUGAGGCAACAAAGUUUGGCAGGGCCGAAUCUUCAUCUCCAGUUCCUCCUACUAGCCUGUCUACAGCUGGAGUGCAGUCGCAGGCACCACAGGCAGCAACACAGAGCCAGGGACAAAGCCAGGGUCAGCAAACGCAGAACCAGGCCUUCCUCAACCCCCCUCUACCUCCAGGCUACGGAUACACUGGACUCUCAUACUACACUGGUGUUCCUGGGGUUCCCUCAGCCUUUCAAUAUGGCCCCACUGUCUUUGUUCCUCCUGCUUCAGCUAAACAAGCUACAAUGGGAUUGUCCAACCCUUCGAACCAAUACCACCAACACAAUCAGUAUGGACAACAUGCAUAUGGCACAGCCUUUGAUGACCUCUGUCAAGCCCACUGUGGGGAGUACAGUAAGGGAGGGUAUGGAGGCUCUGCCCAGUCACAGGCCAAGUCAGCGGGCAGCGGCCCAGGGAAAGGAUCAGGACUUUCAGGGUCAGGUCCCAGUGGUGGAGUACCUGAAUUGGGAGGUUCAGUCUACAACAAAACACAGUCUUUUGACAAGCAGGGUUUUCACACGGGGACACCACCUCCGUUUAGCCUGCCUUCAGUCCUGGGAGGAACAGGACCCCUGAACCCCGGAGGCGCUCCUGGCUUUGCCCCAGCUCCCUUCCUGCACAUCCUGCCACCUCACCAACAGCCCCACUCUCAGCUUCUACAUCAUCACCUCACACAGGACGGACAGGGUGGUUCUGGUCAGCGCAGUCAGUCCAGCAGCAUGCAGCAGAAAACCCAAGGCAGCAAGGCCACCUAUGGCAGCUCCCCCUACUGGGCAAACUGAAGAAUGACCCCCUUUUCAAAAGUGUGUGAGUGCUGCUGUAAUAUAUAAAAAACAGUAAAACAAGUUAACUGACACACCUUCACAAAGAGCAACUUUGGCUGUGCCCAGCUACCCCCACCUCCACAAGUCCUCAUAAGUAUUUUAUGUUCUCCCGCCUUUUAAAAAUUGGUUGUACAUGUAAUAUAUUUAUGUAUUUAUAUAGAUAUAUAUACUGUAUUUGUAAUGGUACAACACAGAAUAUUUUGCUGGAUUUUUAUUUUCUCUUUUUUUGAGAACUACAAAGAUGCUACAGAAACAGAAUCAGAUAGGAGACGGCUAAGGCACUGAUUGUAUACGAGGACAUUUCACAUGGAGGUGGGGGUUUCUCACAGUGAAUUACAUAUGUUUCCUCCUUUGUUGUUGUUCGGGUUUUAUAUAUAUAUAUAUAUAUAUAUAUAUAUAUAUAUAUAUAUAUAUAUAUAUAAAAUAGCCUGUAUUAGUUCACCCACAAUUUCAUAUUUCAGUUCUUUUCAGUCUCCAGUUGAUAUUUUCCCAUCAUUCUCCUUCUCACGUUUCUUCUUCUAUUGGGGGAGCAUUCUCUGCAUCAUCAACACUCAGUCUUUAAGCAUGGAAAUGUCUGCUUAAAUUUUAUAUUUUAACUUAAUUUUAACCCUCAUUGCCCUUGAAAUAAAAAUUGAAGAGUUGGAACUUUGAA
This is a messenger RNA of Thalassophryne amazonica, 2770 nucleotides long. RefSeq names its product ubiquitin-associated protein 2-like. Lineage: Eukaryota; Metazoa; Chordata; Actinopteri; Batrachoidiformes; Batrachoididae. The transcript has 16 exons. The record is from RefSeq and is a predicted model, not a curated record. Gene Ontology annotation, cellular component: cytoplasm; nucleus. Bases 226 to 2076 code for a protein of 616 amino acids.